Molecule: messenger RNA, 840 nt
Organism: Alternaria triticimaculans
Lineage: Eukaryota; Fungi; Ascomycota; Dothideomycetes; Pleosporales; Pleosporaceae
Exons: 2
Coding region: 1-840 (279 amino acids)
Source: RefSeq, a predicted model, not a curated record
AUGUCAUCAGAAGAGACUGGAUCAGAAGAGACUGGGUCAGAAGAAACUGGACCAGAAGAGAGCUGUUCUGAGGCAGAGGGCUCUGGCGAUGACGGUCUGGGUGAUCUUGAUACUAGACGUCUAGGUAGUUAUGAAGAGGGAGACUCAGAAGCAGAUGAACUCGAGGAAGAGGAAGAUAUCUUAGAGGAGGAAGAAUCAGAAGCAGAUGAGCUCGAAGAAGAGACCGGAGAAGAGCAUUCGAAUGAAGAAGAUUGCUCCCCAGAAGAGACCGGCGGGGAAGGGGAGGAGGACGACGAUGAAAGAUAUCAAAACGAGGAAGAGGCGCGUCCCUCAAUCAAAGCCGAAAGGAUUGCACAGAUUGCAGACCAAGAGAUCCUCAAUACAGAAUCCAGAUAUUGGGCCCCUGUGGAGCGGAACACAGGAGCAACGAUAAAACAAGAAAGCCGCCCUAGUGUAGCGAGAAGUUUACCAAGAAAAUCGGCAUCGAUAUCUGCCGAUGAGGAUAAUGACAUGCGCAUCGCGAGUGGAACUCAUAUCCAAGACGAAAGACAACCGAGCGACCGCAGUGAGGCGGAUUCCAAAGAUGAGCUUUGCAACGGGGUCAAAAGCGAAAGUAGAAUACAUGCACAAGAUGCCGCACGCUUGGGGAACGACAUCGAACGCUCUAAUGUUGUCAAAACGUAUUAUCCACGCACACCCAUUCCACCCCUCGAGUUUCAGGGUUCUGUCACACUCAGAUUUAGCAGUCCUCAGGAUUGGGAGCGACGAUGGCAUAGGGCACAGCGUCGCACAGGCAUACGCAUGGUCAUCUUCGAACCAAGCUUUGCUGUCACAGUGUAA